AUGGAUGCCGACCAACUUCAGAAACUCUUAAACAACAUUACCCAGUUAUUCGAACGAGCUACGACUGACAUCAUCAACGGCAGUAGGAAUGGCGUAGCAGAGGCAAAACCGGGACAUUCAUCGGGAGUCUCGCAUGCCGCAAAUGAAACCCAAAACAGAAUCCUAAAGGUGAGGAAUAAUCGUCAAGGCAAGACCCGGGAGAACGACAUAGCUACGAAACCAAUCAAGGAGGAACCAAAACAUACCUGUGCGGAGAUUCGAACAGCUAGCGAUGAAGAUACCAGAGUGCCAAGUGAGAGGGAGCAAGUGGAAGCACCCGAAGGCAACGAGAGGGACGCCAAGAUUGCGGAAGCUGGGAGCGAAUCGAGAGGUGACGGAAAGUCGGUGACCCCAGAUCAAAGGGUGGUAUGUCGCAAAAAGAAGGGAACAGAAGACGAUAACCCUGCGAAGACAAAGGAAGAAGUAAGGUUUGACCCUCAGGAUGAUAAGGACAAAAUAGUGACGGUGCCGGUCGAUGCCAUCACGACCGAGAAAUACAAAAAACCUAGUAGGAAGAAAUCUGACCCACGCAAAGCAAGAUCGGGUUGUCGCAAUGAUGAUAUCAUACUUGCUGAGCAAAAAACCCAUGAGGUUGAAUCAGAUCGUCUUAGCAGCCGUGAUAGCCCCACUGAUGGUGCCGAAAGCGAUAAUGACCGUGAUAGAGGACAUACCACGGAAAUCGCCACGGACUAUUGUGAUCAAGGAGGAGGAGACGACACCGCCGAAUGA
Messenger RNA from Acaulospora morrowiae, 768 nucleotides. Lineage: Eukaryota; Fungi; Glomeromycota; Glomeromycetes; Diversisporales; Acaulosporaceae. The record is from the annotation of a GenBank genome assembly.